AUGGCUCAAGACCAAAUGCAUAAUGACAAAGAAGCUUUGCUUCGUGGAAAUUCUAGUUCAUAUGGCAGCAACGAUAAUAAAAACGAUAGCUAUGCUUGGAGAACGAGGCCGCCUUCGUUGUCAGAUACUGAUCUGAAUAGAUUUCACACGAAUCCAAGACCGUCCCGUCUGGAAUGGGCACAAUCAUCAUGUUUUCGGUGGAUACACGUACUGUUCUGGUGGUGGCUCAAUCCUCUUCUUAGUUUAGGACAAAAACAGACGCUCACAGAUGACGAUCUUGAUGAUUUACCUCAUGAUGAUCGAUGUUCUGUGUUGUUUAAAAAAUUGCUUAUUUAUGAUUGGUCUAUAGCAACGACGUGGCGUAUUAUCUUACGCGCCUUCGCAAAAGAGACUUUUUUCAUAGGUCUUAUUCUCCUGCCUCAUACUGCUGCUCGUCUAGCACAACCAUUAUUUAUACGCGCUAUUGUGGACCACAUUAGUCAGAAAGAGCAUAUUUCGGUUCAUAUGAACGCCGGUAUUUUAUUAGCUAUCGGAUUUUUUUUAUCGUCGAUUCUACAAGCUUUGUUGUAUCAACAUGCUCUAUUUCUCUCUACUAAAUUAGGUAUCCGUAUUCGUAACGCACUUUCGUCCACCAUAUACCAACACUUACUAUCGAUUAGUAUGUCAUCACUUCAACAAAUUUCUGCAGCGCAAACCAUCAAUUUGAUAGCAAAUGAUGCGAGUAAAUUCGAAGAGUUUUGGUUUUAUGGUCAUUUUUUAUGGGCAGCACCGUUGGAAGCAAUUGUUGGAUUUGGUCUUCUAUCUUGGAUCAUUGGUUUACUACCAACAUGUUUUGCUUUCAUUGUUCUGCUUUUCCUCGUACCUCUACAAUUAGUAUUCAGUAAGUAUUUUACGCAAUAUCGCAAAAAAACAAUUGUUUGUACGGAUAAACGUAUUAAAACAUACAGUGAACUUCUCGAUGCGUGUCAGACUGUAAAAAUGUACAGUUGGGAAAAGCCCAUGAAAGAGCGCGUAUAUAAACUGCGUGAAGACGAAAUGGAGAGCAUUCAACAUGCAAGUCAUUUGCGUGCAUUUAACAAAGCCGUAUUUUUUAUUUCGCCGUGUAUGAUUGCGUUAGUUGCGUUUGGAGGUUUGUGGUCUUUGGGUUUUCAACUGACGCCAGCAGAUGUUUUCACUGCUCUUGCUUUUUUCGGCCAAAUACGAUUAACAUUUACCAAUCUCAUGCCUAUUGCUAUAGAACGGUUAAGCUCAAUGCUCAUUGCAUCCAAGCGAAUCGAUGAGUUUAUGCGUUUGAAAACGAUACAGUCAUCAAAGAGGCAACUACUAGAAUCAAAUGACACAAGAAGAGGCAGCAAAUCGGGCGCAAUUGUAAUGCAAGACGCAUCAUUUACAUGGGGAGACAACAAUACUAGUCUAUCAUCACUUAGUAUAGAUAUUAAACCCGGGCAACUUGUGGGUGUUUUCGGAUCUGUGGGCUCUGGCAAAUCAUCAUUACUCGCUGCCAUACUUGGCGAAAUGAAUUUAAUCAGUGGUAAUAUACAAGUAAAUGGGCGUUUAUCAUAUGCUCUUCAGUCUGCUUGGAUAUUUGCCGACACCAUUCGUGCUAACAUUCUACUUGGAAAAAAGUUCGAUCAGGAACGUUAUGAACGUGUUUUACAUGCAUGCUGUCUCGAUGUUGAUUUAAAAGCAUUUGGAACAGCUGGAGAUUUAACGAUUAUUGGCGACAAAGGUAUCAAUCUGAGUGGUGGACAAAAGGCACGAGUGUCACUGGCGCGUGCACUGUAUGUCAAUGCCGAUAUUUAUCUUCUCGAUGAUCCACUAUCGCCUGUUGAUUCAAAAGUUGCAAAACGAAUAUUUGACACCUGUAUCGGCCCUGAAGGAAUAUUGAAAGACAAGACACGUGUAUUGGUUACCCAUCAAACACACUUUUUAGUUUCAUCCGAUCAAUGCUUUUUAUUAGAUAAUGGUCGUAUUAAGAAAACGGGAGCAUUCACUCAUUUAUCGAUCGAGUAUGAGCAUAUGUUCCGGCCAACCACUAAUACGAAAACAGAGGAACAGGCUGACGAGAUGGAAGAAAUUACCUCAGCAGAAUUGGAUCUGAGUAAAUCGAUUUCGGAUACUAAAUCAAUAUUGCAUGAUGAAAUAUCGAUUACCGCUGGUGCCAGUUGGUCGGUGUGGUGCCGUUUAUUUACUGCAUCACCCUUGGGUUGGUUUGGUUUCAUUUUGCUUAUCGUUAGCCUUUUGAGUGGCGAAAUUUUGUAUGAUACUUCUACUUAUUGGCUUGCUAUUUGGUCGCGGAAAUCAUAUAUUGUACAACAACAUGUAUUAUCAUAUGCCUAUAUUUAUUUCGGCUUGGCCACCGGUACAAUAAUUAUAGGAAUUCUACGUGCUGAUUAUUGGUUUUACAUUAUGCUCUGUGGCUCAAGUAGACUUCAUAAUCGUAUGCUACAUAGUAUAUUAUACACGUCUACGAGGUUUUUUGAGAGCAAUUCGACUGGACGUAUUCUCCAUCGAGCAAGUCGAGAUCAAUAUCUUAUUGAUGAACUAUUACCAAUGGCCCUGUUCGAGAUGGUACAAGCAUCUUUAAUACUAGCUGGUUCUCUAACUAUUAUUAUUUUGGUCAAUCCUCUUACCAUCAUUUUACUGAUUAUAGUUAUACCUAUUUGUGGAUAUUUGCGCCAUUAUUAUGCACGUCCAAAUCAUCAAUUCAAACGGCUUGAGAAUGCAACACGCAGUCCUGUUUUGGCUCUCUUUUCAUCGUCACUGAAUGGUCUAUCGACUAUUCGUGCAUUCAAAGUGAAAGAUAAUUUUCUGCAAACAUUUGUCAGUCGGAUUGACGCUAAUACACGUGCUUAUAUUCCUUUGUUGGGUGGAAUCCAUUGGUUUGGUUUAAGACUCGACUUCAUUGCCGCCACCUUUGUAUUGAUAGUAGCUACACUCUCCGUUAUCGCAGGCCAUAAAAUGGAUGCGUCAAUGGUAGCACUCAGUUUGACGUGUAGUCUUAACUUAGUAGGUCGACUUCAGUAUAGUAUGCGGCAGUUAUCUGAAGCUGAAAAUCUAAUGAUAAGUGCUGAACGUAUUGAUGAAUAUACUAGAUUACCACCAGAAGAAGAUAAUGGUGGCGGCGAAGGACUUAUACAGCCACCCUCAGAUUGGCCUAGUUGUGGUAGUAUUGAGUUUCGAAAUUAUACUUUACGCUAUCGACCUGAAUUGGAACCUGUACUUAAUAACCUUAAUCUGAUUAUUGAGCGUAAUGAGAAAAUCGGCAUCAUAGGUCGAACAGGCGCUGGAAAGUCGUCUGUAUUUCAAGGUAUCUUUCGAUUUGUGAUGCGAUCAGCCGUUAAAGGCGAAAUUCUUAUUGAUGGUAUUGAUAUAAGUCGUGUCAAACUCGAUCGUCUUCGUUCACAUCUUAGUAUUAUUCCUCAAAUACCCGUUCUAUUCAGUGGUACACUUCGUUAUAAUCUUGACCCAUCGGGAAUCUAUACAGAUCAGCAAUGCUUCGAUGCACUGGACGCUGUGCAGCUCAAGCACCGUGUCUGCAAUCACUCUGACGGCCUUUACUUAUCGGUCGCCGAAUACGGCAGUAAUUUUAGUGUCGGUGAAUGUCAACUCAUAUGUAUAGCACGGGCUAUUCUAAAAAAAAGCAAAAUAUUAUUGAUCGAUGAAGCCACGGCCAAUGUCGAUCAACAAACAGAUGCUUUAAUUCAAGCAGCAAUGAGCGAGCGAUUUUGUGAUCGUACCAUUUUAACGAUUGCUCAUCGUUUGAAUACCAUAGCUCAUAGCGACCGAAUUCUGGUGAUGGAAAGAGGACGCAUAGCUAACGUUGACAUACCCAAAAAUAUUUUAGAUCAACAAUAA
Molecule: messenger RNA, 3858 nt
Organism: Adineta ricciae
Lineage: Eukaryota; Metazoa; Rotifera; Eurotatoria; Adinetida; Adinetidae
Source: the annotation of a GenBank genome assembly